AUGGAAUCCUGGGGCGGUGCAGCUUCUGCUGGUCUUGGUUUACUUCAGUAUUGCAACCUCAACAGCUUCAGAACGAAGUUCAUAAUUGGUUUCUCUUUCUUCAUGGGCCUUUCGGUGCCACAGUACUUCAAUGAUUAUGUGGUAAAUACUGGUUUGGGUCCUGUUCGCACUCAUUCUGCUUGGUUCAACACGGUAAUGCUAGUGAUCUUCACGUCGCCAGCCGUGGUGGCAGCCAUGGUUGCGGUGUUCUUGGACAACACCUUUGCUCGUAAACAUCCCUCCACUCGGAAAGACAGUGGUAGGCACUGGUGGGCAAAGUUCAAAUAUUUCGAUAAAGAUGCCCGAAGUGCAGAAUUCUAUUCUCUCACUCUCAAUCUUACAAAAUACUUUCCUUCGGUCUGAUAUAGUGCAAUUGCAUAUUGGAGUUCAAGAGGACUACAUAAACAGUAUCAUUUGAAAUUCAUUCUGCCGAUGAAUGACCUUACUAGUAUACGAUGGCAUAAAAAAAAAUAUACGAUGGCAGUGAUGUUGAAAUCUACGAUGAUCGAACAAG
This is a messenger RNA of Ilex paraguariensis (yerba mate), 553 nucleotides long. NCBI's taxonomy places the organism in Eukaryota, Viridiplantae, Streptophyta, Magnoliopsida, Aquifoliales, Aquifoliaceae. The record is from the annotation of a GenBank genome assembly.